AUGUCGAAGUCUUUUGGUUGCGAAGAGACGUCAUCUUCACAUAAAGCAAAUAUUUCAUUAGUCGAUCGUAAUAUCUUUGGUUCUUUAAACAUGACCCAACAUGCUUGGACCAUCGCGGACCUGCCUCAUCGUAGUUGGAAGUUAAAGUAUUUACCAGAUGAAUUUCGGGCGGAAGAUAUAAAGGAUGAAAGCCAUCCUUACUUCAGUUUAUUACAAGUUUUCGACACAUUACGGGAUACAAGUUAUACGACGGAUGAUAUUCCGGUGCUUUCCAUAUUGGAACCCAAAUUGAAACAGAUCGGCAAAAUCAUUGAUAAACUGAUCGACUUGCCCGGUCCUUAUGCAAAGGGCAUUUUCGAUUUCACGGCCUUGUCAGCUUACGUUCACACCAUAAAUGACAUAUGGUCAAAGAAGAAUCAACUAUAUUUAACUCCGAUAUGGAGGGAACCAUUAGGGGGUGCCAUAAGUGAUUGUUUUGAUGGUGAAAUAAUUGAAAUUAAUUUUCUCACAACGCUGAUUCAGACGAGUAUAAUAUUGGAUUGGUGGCUUGGAAAACCUCAAUUCGAUUUUUGGAUCGGCAUCAUUGACCUAAAUUUCGAUACAUUUCCAACUCAAUUAGAGGCCUAUGUUCAUUGGUACAAUGCGGUAUUUUUUCCUGACUAUAGUGGGGCAAAGCGCACCCAACCGAAGGAAAUUGAAAAGAAGGACAAUUCAAUGUCGGUUGAUAAUGAACACAGUGAAAGCAGCAGUGACAGCGAGGAGGAAAUAGAUAUUAUGGACCACAUCGAUAAAGAAAAGGAGCAACCCAACAAAAAAAUGUUUAUGCGCAUCCCUCAUGUUACUUCCUCUAGUGACGAAUGGAGUGGUUCGGAUGAUUUUUAA
Molecule: messenger RNA, 882 nt
Organism: Funneliformis mosseae
Lineage: Eukaryota; Fungi; Glomeromycota; Glomeromycetes; Glomerales; Glomeraceae
Source: the annotation of a GenBank genome assembly